GUUCUCACUUCCAGUUAUCAGAGAACCUGUGUGAGCUCCGUUUCUCAGUAUGAGUUCUUAAGCGGAGGAAGUGUUUGUUUUUUUUUUAGAACGGAAACCCAAGCGAUGCGCACACACAGCUGCUGAUAACAAGAAGCGGCACAUCUUAUUGAGUCGCCUAAAGACCGCGGCUGUGUUUAUUACUCAGAGCAGCAGCAAAAGGUGAAGCCAGUUUGCAGAGCAGCCAGCUUCCAUAAUGGGAUCUUUUCGGCGUCCCAGACCUCGAUUUAUGAGCUCUCCAGUUCUGUCAGACCUUACCCGUUUUCAUGCAAGCACACCUGCUCUACAGAUCUCCAACAUCACUGUGUGGAACAGGGUCCAAUCAGCUGUGAUCAAGGUGUUCAAGGGGGGAGCUCUGCAGACUAAUGAGCUCUACACACUUAACGAGAGCAUCAGGUGGCUCCUUAAAACUGAGAUGGGUUCCUUCAUCACAGAGUACUUCCAGAAUCAGCUGCUGAGUCGAGGUCUAUCUGGAGUCCUGGAACAGAUCCUUCUUCAAAACAGUGACACUGAUGACAACCAGCUUAAUGUCCUUGCCUGUAUGUGGGACCAGUUCUUCACAGAGACCCUCCCUACACUGCAGGCCAUCUUCUACCCUGUCCAGGGUCAGGAGCUGACUGUGAGACAGAUGGCUCUCUUGGCCUUCAGAGACCUGGUGCUGUUAAAACUUCACCUGGAGGACACUCUGGGAAAUGCAACCUCUAUUCCUCCAUCAGUCACACAGAUGCUACUGGUGUUACAGGGUAUCCAUGAGUCGGGUGUUCCAAGUUCGGAGUAUCACCGUUUGGAGAGUCUCGUGGAAAUUGUUGUGUCUCCAUAUAUCUGCAAUGUCCUGCACAAUAGAAACAGCCACCAAUUAGAGCCCUGUCAUCUACGUUCAUCUGAAGCACUGCUAGGUGACCAGUCCCAGCCUGAGAUUAUGAUCACACAGCAUCAUAGCUCCUUAGACUCCUCAUCUCUUUCUCCACUGGUAGAACAAGAAGGAGAGGCAUAUCUGGAGAAAGUUGGCGGUGUGCGGCGCCACACAGUGGCUAAUGCACACUCUGAUGUCCAUCUGCUGUCAGUUUCAAACAAGAUGCAUGCUGGGAUGGAGAACAGCAGAGGGGAAGAGGAACAGGGAGUUGUUGGGUUUUUGGUGGGGGCCAAGCCUAUGAGUCCCAUGAAUUUCUGCCGCCAAUUGGUCAUGGGAGAUUCUCCAAAUUGCUCAGAAGACAUUGGAUAUGUGAGACAGAACAAGAUGAAAAACUUCAGGGUGACGAAUGAAACUAACUGCAGAAAGAAACUCGCAGGACAUUAUUAAGAUUGAAGAAAAAGCAAGAAACUGUGUAGGAAUCACGAGGAAACGUCCGUACCAAGCUUGUUCAUCUAGGAUGGAAAGGUCUGCUCAGGGUCUUAACUGCAAUGAAUGUUUUAGCAUCAGCUAAGAGCUGCUGUCAAGUUCCUCACUACUUAUGAGGUUCUUUGUAUGUCUCCUAAUAUCAGGAGGUUCUCUUUUAAGACUGUUAUUAAAUAGCAAAAUUGAUUAAUAAAACAAAUUCAUGUGCUUUACAGUACAAUACCUGUCCAGACAUUGGACACUUCUCAAACAUUUUGAAAGAGUAGAUUUGUUUUUAUCUGUAUUAUUCUUUACUUUUCAAAAAUAAAAAUAAUAAAUGACACAUUGAUAUGUUUAUAGUUAAUACAAAAAUUUAGUCUGACGUCACCAUUUUUAUCUUCAUCAGUUUGUCACUUGGUUGGAGAGGUGUUUAGUUAGCCAGCCAGCCUUGUCAUUGUUAACUAUUAAAAUUACAUACAAAUUUGGUACCAUUCAGCAACUCUGCUAAGAAACACAAAACUAAAUAAAGAGCCCGUCAACUAGAAUACAAUGAAUCUGGAAAGUAUUCAAAGUGCUUAAUUUGUUCCACAUUUUAACAUGUUUCAGCCUCAUUCAAAAAGAAACUAAAUUAAAGUGUAGUUUCUCCCAUUAUUACUCUCAGAACCUCUCAAGUUCAGGGUUGAUGGGACGCGUCAGUGCCAGCCAUUUUCAGUUAUUUCCAGUGAUUUUCAAUUCAGUUUUAAUUUUAUUUCUAUUGAGCCAUUAAACAAUAGUCACCUCAAAAUGCUUUAUGUUGUUAAGUAAAGACCCUAUAAUAAUGGAGAGAAGCGCCAACAAUCCAACGACCCCCUUUCAGUGACCACUUGGCAACAGUGGGAAGGGUAAGCUUCCUUUUAACAGGAUGAAUCCUCUGUCAGAACCGGACUCGCUGAGAGGCAGCCAUCUACUGGGACUAAUGGGAGGAAGACAGGAUAAAAGACACAUUUGUUUAAUCAUUUAUUAUUAGCUAACGAUUAAAUGCCGAGUGAGUAAAAAAGUUAAGUGAAGAAAUAAUCAGUGCAUCAUGGGAAGCCCCCAGCAGCAAAGACAUUUGCAGCAUAACUAAGGGUGGAUUCAUUGUCACCA
Messenger RNA from Maylandia zebra (zebra mbuna), 2479 nucleotides. RefSeq names its product proline-rich protein 5-like. NCBI's taxonomy places the organism in Eukaryota, Metazoa, Chordata, Actinopteri, Cichliformes, Cichlidae. The record is from RefSeq and is a predicted model, not a curated record. Gene Ontology annotation, biological process: TORC2 signaling. Gene Ontology annotation, cellular component: TORC2 complex.